GGGCUUCUUCCGAAGGCGAGUGAUGAGUGGGUGGAAUUUCUGGCUGGAAUGGGCAGGACCCUUUCUAUGUCGGAGGGGGUGCGGUACGCUAGGGAGUUUUUUUUUUUUCUUCACAUCGCUGGCUUAAACCUUUCCUCUACCACACACCCCCGUAAAGCCUUUUUACCUCCCUUUCCACACGAUACGAGUACUGUACACGCUAAGUACCGUACCGUGUCCUGCCGUACAGGGUCAACCACUACAACGUAGCACGGAGGCCACUGCUGCUGCCUCUCUGCCCCGUCUUGUCUGGGCAAUUCUGCCAUCAUAUUCGGACAGCGUGGGGCACGCAGCAAUCGAAGGAAGGAAAAAAAUAAAGUAAAAUGUUAGCGACUCGCCAAAUAUUGCGAUCACGGCGGCUCGCGCCACUACCACAGCUGCUGCGAAAGAGGGGGACCCUCCUGGGUCUGAAAAAUUUCCACAAUACGCCUUCCCGAUGUGUGCGACGCAGCUGGAGGAGUCUUGGGCAGUUGGUUACCGAGCGGGAGUUGGAGUCCAUAGGGCCACCGAUGGGGUUCGAUGGUGGGGAGGGUCGUUUAAGAGAGACUUUGGAGAGGGCCAAGGGUGUUGCGGCAGGUAUGGCCUUCUCCGAGUUGCAUAAGGGGUGAGUUUGGGAAGCUGAUGAUGAGGGUGGUGAUGGAACAGGUUAUAGGAUUGGUCCGUUGGAUCAGUACGAGAUGUGGGUUGCUGAGGGUCGAUUGAGGGAUGAUCAACAUCAAAGAGGCGAGUGAACGGAUAGUCUUCUCGGGUUGUAUACUGGGAAAGCUCCGGGAAUUGGGUUGUGAAGCGAUUACUUGCUGACAGGUGCGGCUCCGGCCAUUAACAGGCAUUGUGCAAGAGCUUCAGGAACUUCACACGAAGCUCAAAGUGUACAAACCACCAAGUGUCGUACACCCCACCCUCGAAUCGUUAGCCCCGCCUCCGAAGGUGUCGCUUCUCAGCACACUUCUCCGAUAUAAACCACCGCUCUCGCUAUCAACACAAAUUCCGGGAGACCUCCCUCGAGGGCUAUACCUCUAUGGCGACGUUGGAUCGGGCAAGACCAUGUUGAUGGACAUGUUCUAUAACACGCUUCCAUCAAACGUAACGUCUAAAACCAGAAUUCACUUCCACCACUUCAUGCAGGAUGUGCACAAGCGACUGCACAAAUUGAAGCUCCAACACGGCCCGGAUUUCGAUGCGAUACCAUUCGUUGGGGCAGAUAUAGCUGAGUCCGGAUCGGUGCUGUGUUUCGACGAGUUCCAGUGCACGGACGUGGCAGACGCAAUGAUUCUGAGAAGGUUAUUAGAGUCCCUGAUGAGCCAUGGCGUAGUCAUGGUCGCAACGAGCAAUCGGCAUCCGGACGAUCUGUAUAAAAACGGCAUCCAAAGGCAGUCCUUUAUCCCCUGUAUAACGCUGUUGAAAACGAAACUCACGGUUAUUAACCUGGAUUCCCCCACCGAUUAUCGAAAGAUGCCCCGACCCGCUAGUGGCGUCUACCAUCAAGGCCUCGGCCCGGAUGCGCUGACUCAUGCUAACAAAUGGUUUAGCUAUCUCGGCGAUUCCGAAGACCUCCCUCAUCCCGCCACUCACAGAAUCUGGGGAAGGGAAGUGAAGGUCCCCUUAGCGAGUGGCAAAGCUGCUCGAUUCACGUUUGAUGACCUAUGCGGGAAACCCAUGUCCGCUGCCGAUUACCUUGAGCUAUGUAGCCAUUAUGAGACGUUUGUUGUCACGGAUGUUCCAGGGAUGGAUCAUAGGAGCAGAGACCUCGCAAGGAGAUUCAUCACAUUUGUAGACGCAGCUUAUGAAAGUAAGGCAAGUGCAUCGUAAUAUAAACUCCCCUCUCCCCCUUUACCCCUUCUGCUCCUAUCCCGAGACGCAUGUGCGGUAUGCGUGUGUGUAUAUGUGGUGGGACAAUCAUGAUAACGAGAGCUAAAAAAAAACAAUUUUCCGUCAACGAUGUUCAGGCUAAGCUGGUCUUGACAACCGCUGUUCCAUUAUCUCAACUGUUCGUCUCGGCCGCCGAGAUCGAUGCUGCGAAGGAGGAAGGCGAGGGUCAUGAUCUGGACGCGAGCAUGAGGAGUCUCAUGGACGACUUGGGGCUUAACAUGAAGGCGUUGAAGAAUAGCAGUAUUUUCUCCGGAGACGAGGAGAGGUUCGCUUUCGCGAGGGCCCUUAGCAGGUUAAGUGAGAUGGGAAGCGUGCAGUGGGUUGGGCGGUAG
Molecule: messenger RNA, 2240 nt
Organism: Tuber aestivum (summer truffle)
Lineage: Eukaryota; Fungi; Ascomycota; Pezizomycetes; Pezizales; Tuberaceae
Source: the annotation of a GenBank genome assembly